Cebus imitator (Panamanian white-faced capuchin) is the source of this 2576-nucleotide messenger RNA. RefSeq names its product serine and arginine rich splicing factor 12 (gene SRSF12). Bases 300 to 1085 code for a protein of 261 amino acids. Lineage: Eukaryota; Metazoa; Chordata; Mammalia; Primates; Cebidae. The record is from RefSeq and is a predicted model, not a curated record. The transcript has 5 exons. Gene Ontology annotation, molecular function: RNA binding.
GGAACCCCCAUCCGCAGAUCCCAUAUGGCCUCGGAACCCCGGCGCUCCUGUCCUCGGGAUUCCCGCGGCCCCCGGGCCCUCGCCGGCCCCGACCCCGCCCCCGGGCAGUGCGUCCAGGCUCGUGCCGUGCAGCGCCCCCUCCGCGCCGGCCUCUGCGGCUGCGCGCUAGCGGGGCUGAGGCCGAGGGGAGGGGGUCGCGCCGGGGGCCGGCGGAGCUCCUGUGGCGGCAGCGGUGUUAGCGGGAGACGGAGCGAGCCCAGCGGCCGCGGGCAGACCCGAAGGGAACGGAGGAAGCGGUCAUGUCUCGCUACACGAGGCCCCCCAACACCUCCCUGUUCAUCAGGAACGUCGCGGACGCCACCAGGCCUGAGGACUUGCGCCGUGAGUUUGGUCGAUAUGGCCCUAUAGUAGACGUUUACAUUCCACUUGACUUCUACACGCGCCGCCCAAGAGGAUUUGCUUAUGUUCAAUUUGAAGAUGUUCGAGAUGCUGAAGAUGCUCUUUAUAACCUCAAUAGAAAGUGGGUAUGUGGCCGUCAAAUUGAAAUACAGUUUGCACAAGGUGAUCGCAAAACACCAGGCCAAAUGAAAUCAAAAGAACGUCAUCCUUGUUCUCCAAGUGAUCACAGGAGAUCAAGAAGCCCCAGCCAAAGAAGAACUCGAAGUAGAAGUUCUUCAUGGGGAAGAAAUAGGAGGCGGUCAGACAGCCUUAAAGAGUCUCGACACAGGCGAUUUUCGUAUAGCCAGUCUAAAUCUCGUUCCAAAUCAUUACCAAGGCGGUCUACCUCAGCAAGGCAGUCAAGAACUCCAAGAAGGAAUUUUGGCUCUAGAGGACGGUCAAGGUCCAAGUCCUUACAAAAAAGGUCCAAGUCAAUAGGAAAAUCACAGUCAAGUUCACCUCAAAAGCAGACUAGCUCAGGAACAAAAUCAAGAUCACAUGGAAGACAUUCUGACUCAAUAGCAAGAUCCCCAUGUAAAUCUCCCAAAGGGUAUACCAAUUCCGAAACUAAAGUACAAACAGCAAAGCAUUCUCAUUUUCGGUCACAUUCCAGAUCUCGAAGUUAUCGUCAUAAAAACAGUUGGUGAACAGCAACAGAAAGAGCACUACAUAGUCUUUAAUAUAAGUUAUUAAACCUCUCAUUAUGUUAAAUAAAAAUUCCUUAAGGUGUACAGAAAAUGCGAGUUGAUAUUAGUUACUUUGGGCAUAUGGAAGAAAUAAAAUCUCUCUAGCUUUGUAUUAAUAAAAAUUUGGUCUCCAUUUAAAGGGCCCACACCACAAAUUAUGAAUUGUCUAAUGUCACCAUUUUAUGGACCAUUUUUUAUUUAUGUUGUGGCAGAAGAGUACUUUUCAAGGGAAAUGAGUAAAUGGGAACUAAUUUUUUUAAUUCUACUUGGAUAGUAUUAGUACUAUUAAUAAUACCUUUUACACAAAUAUUUUUGACUUUAAAGCACUUUCCUGUAAAAAGUAACUAUGACUGUAUAAUUGCAUAGAGCAGACUUAAACCGUGUGACACCUAUGUGUCUUUUGGGUCUUCUGUUUAAACUUGGACCAAUUCCUGGUGGAUAUUAGUUCAUAUUACAAAAUUCUGAUGUUCCAGAAAGUAGAAUUUAUAUAGAGAUCAAACAUUCAAAUGAUACAUUCUCUCCUAAGCCCAAAGGUUAAUAUUUUUAUUGGGUAGAACAGUAUAGGUAAGGUGUCAUGAAAUUUCAUCCUAUACCAUGUCCACAUUAGUAAUGUCAAAACAUUUGUGAAUUACUGGAUUUUGAAUGGUUUGAGACUAAUGCUUUAAAAAUUAGGAUGAGCAACACUCACAAUCCAAAAAUAUUCAUAUUAAGCCUUACACAUUUGAAGAGUGGUACAUUUUAUAUAAAAUCAUAUUUGAUACCAUUAUUUCCACAUAUCUACUUUUCAUCUGCUGCUUAAUUUUUUCUUUUUAGAGUUCUAGCUCAGCUUUAUACAGUAUAAGUCUUAUUAUUUUUGAAAGAGUGUUUAGUACCUUGUAUUAAGAAACUUGGCCAAGCAUGGUGGCUCACACCUGUAAUCCCAGCACUUUGGGAGGCCGAUGUGGGCGGAUUGCCUGAGUCCAGGAGUUUGAGACCAGCCUGGGCAACAUGGUGAAACCUUGACUCUAAGAUUUAAAAAAAAGAAAAAGAAACUCAAGACUACAUCUUCAAAAAACAACUUUGCAGUAUUUGAAUUUUACAUUAUACUGCCCUUCAUUUCUGACAGCCAAAUAACUUUGUUGAUACUGAUUGCUUUUGUAGUUGUUAUAACUAAUAAUUUCUUUGAAAAUGUGUUUGUAGUUUAUGUUUUUCAAAGGGUUUUGGUCGUAUUUGUGAUAGAAUGGUUUUGCAUAUGAUUAUUAUAGGGGAUAUAUUUAUAGAGCUCUACUUGUAUACUUUGUGACUUAUAUUAUGAAAACUUAAAAGUUCUCAACCCAUACAGUUAGUAUUUGUAUCCAGAGUGUUAAAGAAAAAAAAUCUGUCUUAUAUUUUUAGUAUAUAGGAGCCAGUGUUGCUUCUAUUUGUUUUGAAUACAAAUUCCAUUUUUCUUUGCAUAUUAGAUCCUACGUGUAA